CAACAAUCACUUGCACCACUCGCCCUCUCGCUCUCGGGCACCCAAUGGCCAGAUAGCACGAGGCGGGGGAGUAUAUCAUGUUCAAUCUCAUCGCCGUGCGGGACACGGUCCCCGUCGCACCUAAAACCUUUGGCAUCGACCCAGCGAUCACCAUCCAGGAUGCGCUCAACAAGAAAUUUGCCAACCGCCUGAUCCCGGAGCGCGGCCUCGCGCUCUCAGUCUUUGACAUCCUCACGGCCGAGGACGGCAGCGUGACCUGGGGCAAUGGACAGAUGUUCUACAAGGGUGGGAAGGAGAUUGGGGGGAUAAUCCUCUUUGCACCGUUCGUCGGAGAGGUCAUCUUAGGCAAGGUGCACUCGACGACGCCAGAGUACAUCAGGGUGUCCCUUGGCUUCUUCCAGGACGUCUACAUCCCACCAACAUUGCUCCCUCCUGGAUCGGCAUACGACGACAAUGAGAAGAGAUUCUUCUGGUACCCUGGCGACGACGCAAACCAGAUGGACGAGGCGCAGCUCCUGAACACGAUCAAGGCUGAACGCUUCUACUACGACCCCGGAGAGCCGAUCCGCUUCCGUGUCGACUCGAUCGAGUGGCACGAGAACGAGCCUGGACCACCACAGGCGCGCAAGGAGCCCGAGGAGGGCGCCGAGGCGCCCGCUGAGGACGACAAGGGCGCGUACGAGCGCGCGGGUUACCGCAUUAUUGCGGCCGUCGCCGAGCAGGGCCUUGGCCUCGUCAGUUGGUGGGGCGAGAACGAGGCUGGUGGAGAGGAGGAGGGGUCAGAGGAGGUUGUCGAGGCUGUGGCCGCCGAGUACGAACUCAUCGACGAGAAGGCGUAGGGUGGGCGAGGCGAUAUGCGUGCUGCGCCCCUAGAGGCUGGUGAUGAUACCAGCGUGUGACACUAGAAAUGCAUACUGUAAUCAGAG
Vanrija pseudolonga is the source of this 926-nucleotide messenger RNA. RefSeq names its product DNA-directed RNA polymerase III subunit RPC8 (gene POLR3H). The record is from RefSeq and is a predicted model, not a curated record. NCBI's taxonomy places the organism in Eukaryota, Fungi, Basidiomycota, Tremellomycetes, Trichosporonales, Trichosporonaceae. Gene Ontology annotation, cellular component: RNA polymerase III complex. The transcript has 7 exons. Gene Ontology annotation, biological process: DNA-templated transcription; transcription initiation at RNA polymerase III promoter. The coding region runs from base 78 to 839 and encodes 253 amino acids.